Suricata suricatta (meerkat) is the source of this 3718-nucleotide messenger RNA. It is a transcript of the gene ZNF596, whose product is annotated as zinc finger protein 596. Gene Ontology annotation, biological process: regulation of immune system process; regulation of cytokine production; negative regulation of transcription by RNA polymerase II. NCBI's taxonomy places the organism in Eukaryota, Metazoa, Chordata, Mammalia, Carnivora, Herpestidae. The transcript is spliced from 7 exons. Bases 1138 to 2697 code for a protein of 519 amino acids. The record is from RefSeq and is a predicted model, not a curated record. Gene Ontology annotation, molecular function: RNA polymerase II cis-regulatory region sequence-specific DNA binding; DNA-binding transcription factor activity.
UCCCUAAGCUCCUCCGCACGCCGGCCAAGCCCUACCCCGGCCCCACGCCUCCACGGUUGUCCGGGGCCCCUCUCCGCUCACCCUAAGUGCAGCCCCACGCUGGCCUGCCCCUCCUCAGACGUCCGGUCCCGCGCGCUCUCUCCAGGCCACGCCCUUCGCGUAAUUGCCUACUAACCCGGAAGCGGAUUUCCGGAAGAGCAGGUAUUGCUCGGUCCCCGCCGCAGGCCCCGUACCCGCCCGCCAGGCCCGCGAGGAGUUCAGCGUUUCCCUGAGACGCUCGGGUCGUCGAUCCCUCCGCUCCCCGGUCCUCUGGUCCGAGUCCGUUUCCUGCCGAAGUCGUCCCGAGGCCUCCCACAGAACCCAGCCCUCUCCUGAGACCCUCGCCAUCCUCGUCUCCCCGCGGCCCAGAGACACAGUCACCACAGGCCCGUGGGCCCCGGCCUGAGGGCAGAGACCGAUCCUGUGCUAGGGACCCCCGUGUACUGAUGUCCCAGUCCUGCUCCCGCCGGCUGUGUCUGACAGGGUGUGUUUUACACUGUCCACAUCCCACUGGCCAGGGAGCUCUUCCUGGGCAGAGAGCAACUGUGAUCCCGUCCCUUUGAAUGUCCAGUUAUGUCCGCAGGAUAAGGAUCCCGGAGGCCCAACAAGAAGAGGGAGGGAGUAAGGGAGAAUCAAGUGGAGGAUGGGAAGUGAGUGGUUACAAUGGACUUUCAAAGGAACAGUGAUAUGAAGUGACCUGGAGGGAAAAUAGUACAGUAUGUGAUAAUAGAUCAGCAUGGAAAUACGGACAGAGUAUGUAGUGAGACUUUGACCAGUACUAGCAUUGGGGCGAUAGAAGGGUACGGUGCAUCUUUAGGUUUCUUUUUAAUUUCUAAUUGCUUUACCCAUUAAGUUGUCACAUUCAGACUAUGAUCUUUUAAUUAUAUGGUCUGAGAGUUAAGGUUUCCAACUAAGUAUACAAUAUCUUUGAAUUCCCUUUUUCCCUUUUUUUUUUUUUUUGUUCUUUCACCAAAUACUGUGGGAUGAGCUGCAUAGUCCUGGAACCUUUGUUCUAACGUGUCUCGUCCGGAUAAAUCCGUUGCUCAAAGCUUGGCCUCCUCUUCCUUGGACUGUGUGAAUGAAAACCCAGAAGGCAUAAUGGAAUCACAAGAAUCAGUGACCUUUGAGGAUGUCGCUGUAGACUUUACCCAGGAAGAGUGGACCCUGCUGGACGGAUCCCAGAGAAAACUCUUUAGAGAUGUGAUGCUGGAGAAUAUGAGUCAUCUGGUCUCAAUUGGUAAACAACUCUACAAAUCAGAUACAAUUUCCCACUUGGUAAAAGGAGUGCAUCUUUCAAGAGAAGGGAUAGGUUUGCUGCAAUGCCAGAGUCUAGAUAGCGAAGAUGAUCUUAAAAAACAAGAAAUGAUAUUCAUGCAACAUAUCUACAAGAGGGACACGACAUUAAUCUGUGCAAAGAAAUCUCAUAGCCAAGAUCCUUUUGAAAGCAAUGAUUUUGGAGAAAAUUUUACUGAAAUAUUAACAUGGACUCAAUAUGUGAUACCUAAAAUGGGAAAGAAUCCCUAUACCAGCAACAAAUGCGCACAAGACAGCAGUUAUUUGACACCUGUUAAUAUACAUAAGCAGAGUCAUGCUACAAGUAAAUCAUAUGAAUGUCAUCAAGGUGGGAAUGCCUUUAUUCAAAGCUCUGUCCUUAGACAACCCAUUAAUACUCAAAAUGGAGAGAAAACAUUUGAAUGUCAUGAAUGUGGGAAAGCCUUUGGAAAAAGUUCUAACCUUAGGCGACAUGAGCUGAUUCACACUGGAGUGAAACCACAUGGAUGUCAUCUCUGUGGGAAAGCCUUCACGCAUUGUUCUGACCUUAGAAAACAUGAGAGAAUUCACACUGGAGAGAAAUCCUAUGGAUGUCAUCUGUGUGGGAAAGCCUUCAGUAAGAGUUAUAACCUUAGGCGACAUGAGAUCAUUCACACUAGAAAAAAACCUCAUGAAUGUCAUCUAUGUGGGAAAGCCUUUACUCAUUGUUCUGACCUUAACAAACAUGAAAGAACUCACUUUGGAGAGAAACCAUAUGGAUGCCAUCUAUGUGGGAAGACAUUCAGUAAAACAUCUUACCUUAGACAACAUGAGCGAACCCAUAAUGGAGAGAAACCAUAUGAGUGUCACCUCUGUGGGAAGGCGUUCACUCAUUGUUCUCACCUUAGAAAACAUGAGAGAACUCACACUGGAGAGAAACCAUAUGAAUGUCAUCUAUGUGGGAAAGCCUUCACUGAAUCUUCUGUCCUCAGACGACAUGAGAGAACCCACACUGGAGAGAAGCCGUAUGAAUGUCAUCUGUGUUGGAAAGCCUUCACUGACUCAUCUGUCCUUAAACGACAUGAGAGAACCCACACUGGAGAGAAGCCGUAUGAAUGUCACCUGUGUGGGAAAGCUUUCAAUCAUUCUUCUGUACUUAGACGACAUGAGAGAACUCACACUGGUGAGAAACCAUAUGAAUGCAGUGUAUGUGGGAAAGCCUUCAAUAGGAACUAUAACUUUAGACUGCAUAAGAGAAUCCACACUGGAGAGAAACCAUAUAAAUGUUAUGUAUGUGGGAAAGCCUUUAGUAAGUAUUUUAACCUUAGACAACAUGAGAAAACACAUGUGAAGGUAAUAAAUUCAGAAGACUCGCCACCUACAGCUUCAACCUAUAAACACUCUUGAGGGCCCAAACUCUUAAGAAACACUUUGUAAUCGGGGUAGGAGAGCCUUUAUUCAUCCUUGACUUCACUCAACCGAAGUUAAUCCAAAAUGGAGAGAACCCAUAUAUGGGCCAUCUGUAUGACAAAGCCUUUAGAUAACGGACUGACCUGGGAGUCAAUAUAUGACCUGGCAGAAUGUAAAUGAAGUGAGUUGGAAGAAUUUUCAUCCACAGUUGUGUUAAACAAAAUGGAGAAGUCACGCCAGAGAUGAAUCUAUGUCGGUAAUCAAUGCAGAAAUACUUUCACUUAUCCCCUAAAUAAGCAAAUAAAUCGCACAGGAGAGAUUCUAGAUCUAUAAUCACUUUGUUCUCAUUGAAUUGAGCAACACACUUGGCAUGCAGAAGAAAACUCAGUGAUAUGUAUCUGCUAAAACAAGAAAUAAGCAGGAAAGAAUCAUUACUAGGAAGACAAGAGAAUUUUUUUUUUUUUGCCAAAGGGUUGUGUUCAGUGAGAACUAGGAUAUCAAAGUGACUGAAGACAUUUUGCAGUAUCUAUUUCCAGAAUGCCUAAUAUACUUACACUAAUCUGUAGUGACAAAGCACUAUUACUACUAGUGACAAAAAACAUUGUUUGGCAAAGCUGAAAGCAGAAGCAAACACAAUCUGACCUUGCCUAGAUCCCCAUCACAACAACAGCUAUGAAUUCACAAAUCAAGUUGAGAAGAGGACCUGAAAGUCCCAUACCCUCCACAUGCAAAUGCAGAAAGCUUGGAGAGUAGUUGGUGCUUCUCUUCGGCCAGGAUAACAAGAGAAGGCCAAGUCAUUGGCACUUACUUGAAUAUGAUUAGUAACCCUGCCUCACAACUGGCAACAAAGACAAUGUAGAUGGUUAUAAUUAUUUUAUAAUAUGAGGGAGUAUGCAAUGCCUUUUUCAAUCCCCCACUUUCUGUCCUUUGGUUUGAUUAAAUAUUAUUGGUGUAUCCUCAGAUUGAAUUAAUUUUGUUUUCAGUGUGUAAAGUCUAUUAAACUCAUCCAAUCAUGUCA